Penicillium angulare is the source of this 3546-nucleotide messenger RNA. RefSeq names its product NACHT and Ankyrin domain protein. Lineage: Eukaryota; Fungi; Ascomycota; Eurotiomycetes; Eurotiales; Aspergillaceae. The transcript is spliced from 6 exons. Gene Ontology annotation, molecular function: protein binding. The record is from RefSeq and is a predicted model, not a curated record. Bases 1 to 3546 code for a protein of 1181 amino acids.
AUGGCGACCAGUCCAGCAAUCCGGGGACGCCUGACAAGAGUGUCUCGGUCAAUUCGAACGGUUUUGCGCUCUCUUGGUACAAAUAAAGAGUCACCAGAAAACAUCCAACGAGCGCUCCUUCUUCUCUGCGAGAUCCUCGACCUGCUAUGUCGACUUCAAGACCAGUUGACUUGGGCAGAGGAGAAAUGGGUUGUAGACCCAUCCCGUCUACACAACCUCAAUGAAAUCCUACGUGCCUUCGAGUCAACUAUCGAAUCGAUUGAAGUAUAUUUUCAGCCAGGCGGUAUCAAUGCGCGCUCGUUCAGAAAACGCCUGUUGGAGAACACUUUUGUGCCCAGGCUGGAACAAUUCAAAAUCAUGUUGAUUUUAGCCAUGCAACCUCAAUCAAAAGAGAAAAUUCGUCUUGAGGAGAAGCUCCGAGCCAAACUUCGACAGUUCCAAGAUAUGGAUUCUGAAUCCAUCCGUGCGACCACCCCAAACUGUGACGAUUACCACCAAGUUACGAGUCGAUUUACCACAAAAGGCUUUAUGAAGCUAGCAGACCUGUGCAAUCGACGACAAAAAGGGACAUGCGAAUGGAUAUUUGAUAAUGAGUUCUACUUGAACUGGAUUUUUGGCUGUUGUCGAGCACUCUAUCUUGUUGCUCCAGCCGGUGCCGGCAAGACAUUCUUAUCGUCGACUAUUAUUGACAAUUUACAAAGAACGUUUACGUCUUCCGAUGUGGCAGUCGUCUUCGUCUUCGGGCAGGAUGAGGCAGAUGACUUGUCCAGCCCACUCGGGUUUUUGGAUAAAAUGCUAGCACAGUUAGUUUAUCGGAAACGAACACCAUCUCAUGCUACCGAAGCUCUAUACAAAUCGGAAUCAUUCCAACAAGGACGGGCUUCUGCAAAGGCAUAUCAAGAUGCAAUUCGUGCGGAGGUCAAUCGUUUUGCGCGCGUUUUCUUCGUGGUCGACGGCAUUGACUUGCAAUCGGACAAAGAACGCAUUUUAAACCGCCUUCACAAGCUACCUGAGCAUGCUCAGCUUCUCGUUACCAUGCGAGAGGCAAGAUACGCUUCAAAGGACGAGCACUUAUCUGUAUUUGCCGCCCGCGAAGAUCUUGAAACAUACGUGAGAGCCCAAAUCGACCAAGACGGAGACCUAAGCUCCCUUUUAAAAAGUUACCCACCAGAACUAAGAACAGCUGUGAUUCAGCAAGUUGUUCAAAAGUCACACGGCCUGUUUCUACUGGCUCGGUUGCACAUGGACUUGCUUGUCCGAUGCAAAGAUGGCAAUCUACUACAAAAGGCUCUUCUACAUCUCCCUGAAAGUCUCAACGAUGCAUAUGGCGAGUCGAUGACUCGGAUCGUUAGUGAGAGUCCUUAUAUCAGCCGAUGUCUAUACUGGACUCUCUAUGCCUGUCGCCCAUUGACAGUUUCGGAAUUAAACUUUGCUGCCAACUUUGAGCCCCUCAAAAAGACCAACUCCACAGACAUCUCAUCUCCCGAGCACGCGAUGCUACACGAGGCCGCAGGUUUGUUAACUAUUGACCAUACGACUGGAACAGUUCGUCUUGUUCAUAAGACUGCCAAAGAAUAUCUCAGUGGACCAGCAGCUAGGGUCUUCUUCCCUACUGCCAAGAAGAAUAUUGCCGACACCUGUCUCACUAUAAUUACAACGGAUGACAUGGUAGAUGAAUGUUAUGUCAACCAAGGUACAACACCUCGUAAGCCUCGCGGAGGCUUGCUCGAUUAUUCAGCGACAUACUGGGGUCAUCAUGCUCGUGAAGUUGGAGAUGAUGAGCAGACCACCCAGGUUCUCAUCCGUGCAUUCCUGAACAAAUUGUGCUGGAGGCGGCCGCCUAUUGAGGUGAUCACAACUCCAAUCGGGGGUAUUCCCAAGAACCUCGGGUUUGGAUCUUACUUCACAGACUGGUCCGGGUUGCAUUUCCUCGCUUAUUUUGGUAUCACCGGAAAAGCAAAGCGACUUAUUGAACAAGGUGCCAAUAUAAAUGACAGCGAGAAUGACCUAGGGGUUACCCCUUUGCACUGUGCCGUUCACCAAGGCCACGAGGAAAUGAUUGAAUUGCUUCUUGAUCACAAAGCCAACUUCAACUUGACUUGUAAACAAGGAAACACUGUGUUACAUGUGGCAGCAGAUCAAGGUCAUCGGAAAAUUAUAAGGACAUUGCUGCAUAGUCGAAUGAACUCUCGAACAGCUAAUGAGCAAGGUCUCACUGCUCUGCAACUUGCUAUUGGAACCUGCCAUGAUGAAGCAACAGUUCCACUUCUGAUUAAAAGUCGUUUCGAUAUGGAUGUUCAAAAUACAAUCUCUGGCAAUACUGCUCUUCAUCUUGCAGUAGGGCUCAAAAGACCUCGUAUUCUCCAAUUUUUGCUUGAAAAGGGGGCUAGUACAACUAUUCUCAACCGAGAAGGCAUGACUGCACUUCAGUUGGCUUGCAAAAUCGACAACUGCGAAGCAGUCUCGAUGUUACUUGACCGAGGCACCAAACCGGAAAGCCGCUCUGCACAAGGAGAGACUGCAUUACAUAUCGCUGCAGCGGAGAGCAACUGGAUUGCAUUUGACUUACUCAUUACUGGUAGUGCUGAUAUCAACGCUUGGGGCUGUGGGGGUGAAUCCUUGCUGCAUAGGCAAGCCCGAAUUGGUCGGUCAAUUUCUAUCGCUGCACAUUUGUUGGAAAGGGGGGCCAACAUUGAAGGCUGCAACUCCCAAGGAUAUACACCACUUCAGUGUGCCGCACUCGCAGGAAACAAAACAAUGUUCCUUUUUUUGGUGGAUGAGGGCGCCAAUGUCGUGGCGCACACAGCCAAAGGAGAAAGUCUUCUCCACGUUGUUCCUCCAUUGAACCAGGACUGCCUCGAUAUUCUUGGUGCUCUCUUAGAACUCAAUUUCGAUGUCAAUGCAGUGACACCUGCUGGCUUAACUCCUCUACAUCGUCUUGUUAUUAGCCAGGCUGGAUUUCCUGAUACACCUUCGGAUAAGACAAUACCUUAUAUUUCCUUGCUACUUUCUCAUGGAGCUGACAUCGAUGCACCGCUCUAUUCAAAGAAGGGUGAGACAGCUCUUCAUUUAGCUGUCAUGUCCAAAAUGCCCCAGGAAUCUAUAGUAUCUUUCCUCGUACAAAGCGGCGCUUCGGUUGAUGCCAGGACCACAGAGGGCAAAACCCCUCUGCACCUAGCUGCUGAACGUGGUCGCCACAAUAUUUUCAAAAUAUUAUUGAGUGCUGGUGCCGAUCCUUAUGUUAAAGCAUCAAUUGGAACACCAAACAACGAUAGUGAGGUGGAUGAAGGUGAAACAGCCUUGGACCUUGCACAAAAGAACCCUGUUGGCCAACUUUGGUUUAACAACCUUGGUAAACUUGACAGUCCCUCCCCAGAUAUCGGACUCGGAAGUAUUGCAACCACAAUCGAUGAAGUUGAAAUCACUUCUGAAAUUGACGAGAUGGGUGGUUCGACUUUGAUUGGAGAUGAGGGCUCUGGUUGGGGGUCUAGAGCAUCUACAACAUCUAUGGAAGUAACAUCGAUCCGUUCAAACUCUUUGCGUUAA